Molecule: messenger RNA, 1560 nt
Organism: Pisolithus orientalis
Lineage: Eukaryota; Fungi; Basidiomycota; Agaricomycetes; Boletales; Pisolithaceae
Exons: 9
Coding region: 1-1560 (519 amino acids)
Biological process (GO): cellular response to starvation; regulation of DNA-templated transcription
Cellular component (GO): nucleus
Molecular function (GO): RNA polymerase II transcription regulatory region sequence-specific DNA binding; zinc ion binding; DNA-binding transcription factor activity, RNA polymerase II-specific
Source: RefSeq, a predicted model, not a curated record
AUGCCAUCCACGACCGUCAGUACUGCCUAUAUUAACCCCGCACACAUGGCCCAAGACCAGCAAGCUGAGCCCACGCCAUCAAGGCGCAGGACUUCUACUACUGGGAAACGAAGGCGCGCACCCACUCCAGACGAAAGCGCGGACUCCUCCUCACAAACUCCUCGAAAGAACAGAGACGGCCCAAAGAAAAAGAAAGCCAAUCGCGCUUGUGCACAUUGUCAAAAAGCGCAUCUCACUUGCGACGACUCACGACCUUGUCAGCGCUGCAUUAAGCGCGGAAUGGCUCACUGCUGCAUUGAAGGUUAUCGCAAGAAAGCCAAGUAUCUCCUUGACGAUGACGAACUUGAACAGCUCAAGAAAAAGCAGCCAACCCCUAAGGAGAAACAAGAGCCCGUCGUUGCCCCACCCCUAGCGGAACCGUUCCCAACAACCGAUCCUCUCUUCAACCUGAGUUUCGACCCUCAAUUUCCAUUUGGCUCAGAAGCCGCGAACUUGGAAUAUUCCAUUCUAUCUGCGAUACUAGGCAAUCCCAGCCCACCGUCUGAUUCCACCAGCCCACCGUCGCCCUCUCAACCCCCGAUGCCUUCAGGUCUCCAGAGUUCAACUUGGUCGCCUGAACCACUGCACGCACAGCCUCAGUUCUGCCAAAACACUACAGUAAAUCCAUAUGGACCAGGAUUUGCAGAUCAAGUACAACUUUCUAUGCCCUCAUCGGACGUGAUGCUUGCUGCCCCUCCGUCUUCAACAUUUGUGUCUUGCUCUCCCACCCAGGAAUCUCCAGAACUGCAUUACUCCCCCUCGUAUAACCACAUACAAGCAUCACAAGCUGUAGGGUCAGCGCGACCCGUUCCUUCGCGGUAUACUCGUGACAUGCUUGCCUCCGCACCUGCGGUUAUGGUGCGGGCACCUUCAAAAGAGACUGGUUCUCAAUCUCUCGUGUCAUCGCGACACACAUCGCCGUCUCCUGAAACUUCCACGCAUUCUUGCGGUGCUGAUAACCAUUCUCCUCUGAACGUAACAGCUCCGUACGACUAUACGGAAGGCUAUCACUUCUUGAUGAAGCAUCUUCCGACACGUUUUGAGAAAAAUGACAUCUUGCGUAUUGUGCGGGCGCUUGCCAUUUUUCGCCCUUCACUCAUUGCACUACAAAUGCCGCUGACGGAAGAAGAUGAAGUAUUCGUAGAGAGGUGUUUCCAGAGGUCUUUGCUGGAACUGGAGAAACUUAUCUCAUACAGCGGGACCCCAACCGUAGUCUGGCGACGAACUGGGGAGAUUUGCCUAGUAGCGCCCGAGUUCUGCAUGUUGACCGAAUGGCCUAUUAAUGAAUUGGUCGGGAGGCGGAAAUACGUUUACGAGCUCUUCGAGAACCAAUCAGUUGUUGAGUAUUGGGAAAACUUUGCAACCCAUGCGUUCGAGAACACGACGAAAUCCGUCUACUCGCAUUGUGUCCUGCUAAAACCGUCGGGUGCACCAAUUCCGGCUACGUUUUGCUUCUCGAUACGGCGUGAUAUUUUUGAUCUGCCCAGCAUUGUCAUAGGUCAGUGGCUGCCACUGCUAUAG